Messenger RNA from Triticum dicoccoides, 1504 nucleotides. RefSeq lists its product as uncharacterized. The transcript is spliced from 2 exons. Lineage: Eukaryota; Viridiplantae; Streptophyta; Magnoliopsida; Poales; Poaceae. The record is from RefSeq and is a predicted model, not a curated record. Bases 161 to 958 code for a protein of 265 amino acids.
GGCCAGUCUGGUAAGCAGAGAGGGCGGCCGUAGCGCCGCUGUCAUUUGGCGUGCACACGAGGGAAAAGCAUAUAUUGGCAUCAAGGAAAAGUUAAGUUCAAUCCAAUCCCAUACCCUCUUCAGCUCAGCUGCUUUGCUUUGUCAAAUAAUCUACUCCUCCAUGGAAAAGGAAAAGAAGCUGCUUUGCUUGCUCCGUCGACGGGAAUGUGAUGCUUUGCUUUGCUUCUCUCCACCUGAUGCUUUACCCAGCUUCGGCUGCCAACGAGUACCCUGUGGCAUUACUUCCCAAAUCCCAAUCCCUCCAGGCUCCAGGUCUUCCCCAGCACCGCCAUCGCCCCCGCCGCCACCGUCCGCUGGUAUUUGUCACCGCCGACUGCUGUGCCGUGUAGCGCAUCCCAUCAAUCUCAAAGGGUCAUGGAAGAAAAGGGUGGGUGAUUUGAGAGAAUCCUGCAGCUGGUGGCUGUCCAAGAAUGUGCGCAGAUGCCGGCGUGUUGCUACAAAUGGUGGUGGUGUUGAGGUUGUUCCUGCUGCUGCAGAGGGGAUUGGGAAGCUGACACAGUUGCAUACACUUGGUGUUGUGAAUAUUGCAGGUGGGAAAGGAGGCUUCCUCUUCCUUAAGGCGCUCAAGAAUCUUACCCAGCUGCGCAAGCUCGGGUUGUCCGGUAUCAACCGUAAAAACUGGAAGGACUUGUGUUCGGCCAUCUCGGGUCACCUUCCUCAUCUUGAGUCCUUGUCGCUACAACUGCUGCUGCUGGAGGAGGAUGGCAGCUAUGAGUUUGCUUGUUUUGAUGACAUCUCCAUGCCACCCAAGACCCUAAAGAGCCUUAAGGUAUUUUACACUAGUACUGGAGGUGGUGCAGGCGCAGGUGCCGCAUGCAUAAGGCCAGCCUGGAUCAAUCAGUUUCCCAAUCUCACAAGGUUUAACCAUGAGGUGAGGAUAUCAAGUCAAGAGACAUGAAUAACAUUAUCCAUUGCCAUGAACGCCAGAUUCCAGGAUUUGAACGUGGUCUUGCAAUCAAGCCAAUUCAGCAGCAUCUCAGUGUUAGAGGAGCCCUGUUUCUUGACACCCUCGGGAUUUAUUGCAGCAGCAGAAACUCAAUGGUGUCGUUUGAAGAUGGCAGCUCAUUUAUUAAAGCACUCAGCAUUCACUGCUGUAGCUCUUGUGGUGGAUCAUCGUGCUUGCAGAUUGUUGGGCUGCGGGAUUUAGUUGAUCUCGAGCAAGUCUUGGUAAUGGGUCCGUGCAGCUACAGCUUCGAGAAAGACUUGCGCAGGCAACUCAAGAAGCAUGAAGGCAAACCGGUCCUGAGCUUCUAUAACUUGUGAUCGAUCAUAAUAGAUCGUGUUGUUUGUUUGCUUCCUACUUAUUUUUUGUAUGAAUUAAUUUUAGUCAUUUAUUCACAAUUUCACAAAUGUUAACACUCGAGUGAGUUCCAUAAAUUUCAGACAACAAAAACAGUACUGUGUGGCUACCUUGUCACAACUUUUUCAGCUGGCAUGCAUAUGA